AUGUUAUUCCACUCGCGUUUCAUUCCCCAUCCUCUCCCUGCGUCGCUGCUGCAGCGGCGCGGAAUCACUCGAGCUCUUGAGGGCGAUUUCGCGGCGGCCGCGCGGAGCGGAGCGUCACGCGAUGCCCGCGCGGACGAUGCUGUAUGCGCGCAAGCAGCGAAUGAGCGGGUCGGCGCGAGGGGGGAAGCGAUGGGGGACGCGAGGGGGAACGAGAGUGCGGGUGCAACGUGCGGCGAUAUCGACCGCCGCGAGAUAAAUCCGUUCGGCUCGUCGUGGAGUGGCGAGAACCGGAAUCGCGUUUCAGUCUCGAUCUCGCAAUUCGGAGAUCGCGUUUCGGUGAACCCCGCGGGUGAUUCGGCUUCGCAUGCUUCCAUGCGACCAAUAAAUGCGGCCACAAUGACGCCAGAUGGAGGGGCAGCAGAUGGCGCGGCGAGCAUUGACGGGCGCUGCGACCCGCGGGGUGACGUCUUGACGAUGGCGCCCGAUGGUGGGGCAGCAGAGGGCGUCGCGACGCGGCCGGUUGAUGCGUCGACGAUGGCAGCAGAGGGCGCGGCGAGCAUUGAUGGUCGCUGCGACUCGCGGGACGACGACGGCGCCGGUUGGCGACGAGAUGGCGAAGCGGCGAAGCGGGCGAACUCGCUGUCUGUUGCCCUGCGAAACGCGGCGACUGUUGAGGUGAGUGCAGGACGGGAUGGAAAGCUGGUAACUUUAACGUGUGAGGUGCAGUGCAGCGAGGGGACAGUGAGGGGAGCAGCGAGGGGAGCAGGGAGGGGAGCUUUGCUCCCACUGCGCCCUUUGCCCCCUCUCUCCUUUGCUCGCAUAUCAAUCCUUCCGCUCCAGCCUCUUUCUUCUCCACACUUCCUUCCCUCACCCUCUUCCAUGUCCAUCACCCUUACCCCCCACUCCCCACCCGCCACCACAUGCCAUGUCAGCAGCAUCUGGACUUAA
Molecule: messenger RNA, 948 nt
Organism: Closterium sp. NIES-65
Lineage: Eukaryota; Viridiplantae; Streptophyta; Zygnematophyceae; Desmidiales; Closteriaceae
Source: the annotation of a GenBank genome assembly